Staurois parvus is the source of this 993-nucleotide messenger RNA. The record is from the annotation of a GenBank genome assembly. Lineage: Eukaryota; Metazoa; Chordata; Amphibia; Anura; Ranidae.
AUGAAAAAAGAAGCUGUUCAGAAUGAAAGAGACCGAAUAAGCACAAGAAAAAGUGGAUUUGAAGGAAGCAAUAUCACAUCCAUUAAUACACUGGCACAAGCAGAAGCUUUGUCUCGUCAGAUCACUGCCCCAAGUACUGGUACAAGUACUGACAUAAAUACAAAGAAAAUUGCCAGUGUUACUGAUAUUUGUGAAUCCAUGAAGCAGCAACUGCUGGUCUUGGUGGAGUGGGCAAAAUACAUUCCUGCUUUCUGUGAGCUUCCUCUGGAUGACCAGGUUGCUUUAUUGAGGGCUCAUGCCGGAGAACAUCUUCUUUUAGGAAUAACAAAACGUUCCAUGGUGUUUAAAGACAUUUUACUUUUAGGAAACAGCUAUGUAAUUCACAGGAACUGUAGCGAGAUUGAGAUAAGUCGUGUUGCCAACAGAAUUUUGGAUGAACUUGUCCAGCCUUUUCAGGAGAUCCAGAUAGAUGAUAACGAAUAUGCCUGCUUAAAGGCAAUUGUAUUUUUUGAUCCAGAUGCCAAAGGGCUCGGUAAUCCAAUGAAGAUUAAAAAUAUGCGAUAUCAAGUACAGAUUAGUUUGGAAGAUUACAUUAACGACAGACAAUACGAUUCCAGAGGAAGAUUUGGAGAACUUCUUUUAUUACUGCCUACUCUUCAGAGUAUCACUUGGCAAAUGAUUGAACAAAUUCAGUUUGUAAAGUUGUUUGGAAUGGUUAAGAUUGAUAAUCUUCUCCAGGAGAUGUUAUUAGGCGGUUCAGCAGCAGAGUCUAGUCACAUCCACCAUCCUGCACAUCCUCAUAUAGUACAAGAUCCUCUAGUGGGACAGACUCUUCUAAGUUCCAUGUCUUCUACACUACACUCAGAGCAAAUUGCCACUCCUGAAACACCUUUGCCUUCUCCUCCUCAAGGGUCAGGACAAGAACAGUAUAAGAUAUCCACAAACCAUGCAACUGUCAUUACACAUCAAUCAAUCUUGAAGCAGAAACCUUGA